CUGUACCCCAUUUUCCAGCUGUCCCUCUGUCGGUGGAGUUUUAGUGUCACAGGAAAACCUCAGCAGGGGUUUAAAACACUCUGGGGACAUUUGGAAGAAGAUACUGACCUGUGCGACUCCUUACACAAACUCACCGGCUCAGUGCUUGUAAAAGAAAGCUGAAAUAUGAAGUUUCCCGUGGCGGCCCAGGCCUGAGUGAGUGAAUCAUGGCGCAGUUUCCCUCCACGUUCACAGGUCCAGAUGUUUAUCUGAUCUCCGUGGACGAGAGAGCCAAACAUGAUCAGCAGUUUCACAGCCUCUCUCCCAACGCCGGAGGUUACAUCACAGGAGAUCAGGCCAGGAACUUUUUCCUCCAGUCAGGACUCCCUCCUCCUGUUCUGGCCCAAAUCUGGGCUCUCGCCGACAUGAACAGUGACGGCCGCAUGGACAUUCACGAGUUUUCCAUCGCCAUGAAACUCAUCAAGCUAAAACUCCAAGGUCACCCCCUCCCCCCUGCACUGCCCCCGAGUAUGAAACAGCCCCCCCUGCCCCUGCCGCCACCGCCGGCCUUUGGUCUGCCCCCCAUCGCUCCGAUCCCCGCUCCUUUACCUGUGGUCCCUCCUCUCCCACUGCCCCCUCUCCCCGUCGGAGUGUCGCCCCCGCUCGUCUCGACCGCUCCACCUCCGUUAACCCAGCCUAUCGCCAACGGUGCCCCGCCCACAGCAAUCAUGCAGCCAAUCACAGGCUUCUCCCACACAGCUCCAUCUGUCAACAAAUCCUCUUCCUUCAAUCGAUCCAGUUCCAAAUUGCAGAAGGGGCCGUCGUUCGACACCACCAGUCAGGUCCAUUCUGUUCCGUCAGACUGGGCCGUGCCUCAGUCGUCGAGGCUCAAGUAUCGACAGCUCUUUAAUUCACACGACAAGAUGAUGAGCGGCCAUCUCACAGGACCUCAGGCUCGCACCAUCCUCAUGCAGUCCAGUCUUCCUCAGAGUCAGCUCGCCACGAUAUGGAGUUUGUCAGAUAUCGACCAGGACGGGAAGCUGACCGCAGAGGAGUUCAUUUUGGCUAUGCACCUCAUCGAUAUGGCCAUGUCUGGAGUCCCGCUGCCUCCAGUGCUGCCUCCGGAAUACCUCCCCCCAACAUUUAGGCGUGUGCGCAGUGACAGUGUGCAAUCUGACCAGAAGACCGUCCCGGAAGAAGAUGAAGAGGAAGCGGACAGUAAUCAGGACAAGAAGCUGCCUGUGACAUUUGAAGACAAGAAAAGAGAGAACUUUGAACGAGGGAAUCUGGAGCUGGAGAAGCGACGUCAGGCUCUUCAGGAACAGCAGAGGAAAGAGCAGGAACGACUGGCUGCUCUGGAGAGAGAGGAGCAGGAGAGAAAGGAACGUGAACGCCUGGAGCAGGAGCGGAGGAGGCAGCAGGAACUGGAGAAGCAGCUGGAAAAACAGAGGGAGCUGGAGAGGCAGAGAGAAGAGGAGCGGCGCAAAGAGAUCGAGAGGAGAGAGGCGGCCAAAAGGGAGCUGGAGCGUCAGCGUCAGUUGGAGUGGGAGCGGCAGCGGCGGCAGGAGCUUUUAACUCAAAGAAAUCGAGAGCAAGAGAGUAUAGUUCUGCUCAAAGCCAGGAAGAAGACUCUGGAGUUUGAACUGGAAGCGCUGAAUGACAAAAAAACGCAGCUUGAAGGAAAACUGAAGGACGUCCGUUUUCGCCUGUCGGCUCAGAGGAGGGAGGUGGAGCAGACCAACCAGUCCAGAGAGACGCGCAUCGCAGAGAUUACCUCACUACAACAACAGCUUCAGGACUCACAGCAGUGGCUCGGGAGGCUCAUACCCGACAAACAGAGUCUGAACGAGCAGCUGAAGCAAGUCCAGCAGAACAGCCUUCAGCGGGACAGUCUUUCAUCACUGCAGAAAGCUUUGGAACAGAAGGAAAUGAGCCGGCAGCAGCUCCGAGAGCAGCUGGACGCAGUGGAGAGAGAAACCAGGGCCAAACUUCUGGAGAUAGAUGCGUUUAACACUCAGCUCAAGGAGCUGAGGGAAAUCCACAGCCGUCAACAAAAGAUGAAGCAGAAGGAAGUGGAGGGAGACUCCCAGCUCCUCACACACAAUUUCUCUCAUAUUCCUUCAGAGAGGAGUUCUUCAGAGGCGCCGGAUGCCAGGUUGUCGUCAGAUGAAAGUUGGAGAGAGGACCUCGCGGCAAAGGCUCCCAGCCCCGUCGCCAGCUCGGGACCUCACGGCUGGUUAAACAGAAUUACUCAGGAAGACGAGGAGCGCAAAAGAAGAGUAAUGGAGGAGGAAGAGGAGGGAAGGAAAGGAGCCAAGGAGGAGAAGGAGGACGAGGCCCGAGGAAACAAAGACAUGCAGGACAAACUCAACAAACUCUUCAGCCAACCCGCUGACCCCUGGGCCUCCACAGCAGAUAAGACGUCCGCUCCGAGCCUGUUUGACCAGAAGCCUUCAGUGAGCGGCUUCGAGCAGCAGACGGUGAAGGUGGUUUACUACAGAGCGCUGUAUCCGUUUGAGGCUCGCAGUCACGACGAAAUCAGCAUCACACCCGGAGACGUCAUCAUGGUGGAUGAGUCUCAGACGGGGGAGCCUGGUUGGCUGGGGGGGGAGCUCCGAGGACGCACCGGUUGGUUUCCAGCCAAUUACGCCGAGCGAAUCCCCGACAGCGAGGCUCCCGUGAGUCUGCGGAGCGUUACGUCCUCCACGCCGACGUCUGCGCAGCCCGACACCACUCCUCCCCCGGCCCCCGGACAGGCCUCUUCUGCCUCCGCCUCAAACAGCAACUGGGCCGACUUUAGUACAACAUGGCCGUCAAACGCAGGCAGCCAGCCCGACAGCGAGGGGUGGGACGCCUGGCCCUCGUCCUCCACCCCACAAAACCCUUCGCUCAGCGUGCCCUCAGCUCAGCUACGCCAGCGCUCCGCCUUCACACCAGCCACCAUGACCACAGGCUCCUCCCCUUCUCCUGUACUUGGACAGGGAGAGAAAGUGGAGGGUCUUCAAGCUCAAGCUUUGUAUCCGUGGCGAGCCAAGAAAGACAACCACCUGAACUUCAACAAAAAUGAGAUCAUCACAGUCCUGGAGCAGCAGGACAUGUGGUGGUUGGGAGAGUUACAGUCGGGUCAAAGAGGCUGGUUCCCCAAAAGUUACGUCAAACUCAUCUCCGCCAGUGUGCCGCCUCCAGCUGGGGUCGCAUCACGCAACAAGAACUCAAAUGACCCUGGACCCACGGACAGCCCCCCUAACGGAAAAAGACCCUCCCCGUCCCCGACCAAACCGGAGGCAGGAGAAGAGUAUAUUGCCAUGUACACGUAUGAGAGCAGUGAACAGGGGGAUCUGAGCUUCCAGCAGGGCGACAUCGUCACAGUGACACGGAAAGAGGGCGACUGGUGGACCGGCGUCGUCGGAGGAAAGACCGGAGUUUUUCCGUCCAACUACGUGAAACCCAGAGACUCUUCAUCUGAGUCUCUGUCGCUGUCUGGGAAAACGGGCAGCCUCGGAAAGAAACCAGAGAUCGCUCAGGUCAUCGCUCCAUAUACGGCCACAGGAGCAGAACAGUUGACGUUGGCUCCAGGACAGCUCAUCCUCAUCAGGAAAAAGAACCCAGGAGGCUGGUGGGAGGGCGAGUUACAGGCCAGGGGUAAAAAGCGUCAGAUUGGUUGGUUUCCAGCCAAUUACGUAAAGCUUCUUAGUCCCAGCACCAGCAAGACCACGCCCACAGAGCCGACUCCGCCCAAAGUGAUGACCUCCAGCACAGCUUUGUGUCAGGUGAUCGGCAUGUACGACUACGUGGCUCAGAACGACGACGAGCUGGCCUUUCAGAAGGGUCAGGUGAUCACCGUCAUCAACAAGGACGACUGCGAUUGGUGGAAAGGAGAGCUGAACGGCAGAGAGGGGCUGUUUCCCAGCAACUACGUAAAGCUCACCACGGACACGGACCCCAGCACCCAGUGAUCAUAUCAUUACCCAGAACCCCCUUCUCCUCAAAGCCCUCAAAGAGACCCACUAGGCCACGCCCACUAGGCCACUACUCAACCAAUGGAGACAAGCAGCGAGGGGAAAAGGCGACUCUCCGUCAGUAGAAGCCAGAGACAGACAGUAACCGUACGCUCUGAGUGGACGCGUGUUCGACAGGACGCACAACUCCGCCCUCGUAGAAGAACAAACGCCAUAAAAACAAAAACACUGACUGACCAGAACCCUGUAAAAGAGUCUCUGCAGCUGAACGCCAACUCGAUUCUUACAAAAACGCAACACAAAACGAGUGCGGACAGAGAGUAGACCAUAUCCGGUGGUUGUAAUUGUAACAUAUUUAAUAAAAAAAACACAAAAAAAAUCAUGAUAAUAAUAAAAAUAACUAGGCUGACACAAUGUUUGGGGCUGUUCUGUGAAGGAAGCGAUGAGGAAACACGAGCUCUGUCAGCGUUCAGCGUGGGACAGUGGAUAGUGGGUCGUUUUGUGGCUUUUUGGGAGACCUGUCCUCAGUAGCUCCUCCCCCUCUUCACCUUUUUACCUGGCACCUUCAACAGUCCCGCCCACCGCCCGGAUCAGGAAGUACAUUUCUCAUUCAUUUUUCCCUUAGACUUUCCAAAAAAAAAGAUGACACCAUGACACGUUUAUUUAUAAUCUGUUUCUGACUCUUUAUAAACCGCCAAGUUAAUAAAGCAAUUUGACAUUUUUUGUGUUUUAAAUGUGCUUUUUGGACUUUAAAACAGCUGCAUUAUUGAUAUCAGUUAGCACGUAGUAGGUUAGCACGUAGCAGGUUAGCACGUAGCUGGUUAGCACGUAGCUGGUUAGCACGUAGCUGGUUAGCAUGUAGCUGGUUAGCCUCCGUGUUACAUUUAAAUUGUUAAUAUUAAAAUUUUUGGAAAAGUUUGUGGGAAAAAUGAAAAAAAAAAAUGUUCUUCCGGACCCGGAGCGUGCGGUCACUGUUGGUUCGUUUCAUUCAGUUUUGUUUUUUUUCAGGGCUCCACCCCCUCCCACAAUAACCCCUCCCACAACCUCACAGAGAGACCCACUAUCUGCUCCACCCCCAUCUGCCCCACCCAUCUCAGCCUCCAAGAACUGUCCCCUCUUCCUCCAUCAGCUCUGGUCCUCUCAUUUUCUCUCUGUCCCCUCCGUUCAUACUUUCUCUUCCUCUUUCUCUCUGUCUCUCACCCUCUGUUCUGUCGUUUCCUCUUCUCUUCUGUUUGUGGAGACGUGCAGACAGACGCCUCGUCACACGGAGCCUCAUCCAGAAACACGUUUAACUUUGAAAGAUUUGAAUCACAUUUAAACCUGAUCUUCACACGUGUGACUCAGGCCCUGUCCUCCUCUGUCCUCCUCUGUCCUCCUCUGUCCUCCUCUGUCCUCCUCUGUCCUGCUCUGUGCUCCUCUGUCCUCUUCUGUCCUCCUCUGUCCUGCUCUGUCCUGCUCUGUGCUCCUCUGUCCUCUUCUGUCCUCUUCUGUCCUGCUCUGUCCUCCUCUGUCCUCCUCUGUCCUCCUCUGUCCUCCUCUGUCCUGCUCUGUGCUCCUCUGUCCUCCUCUGUCCUCCUCUGUCCUGCUCUGUCCUGCUCUGUCCUCCUCUGUCCUGCUCCUCUGGGACGAGGUCAAACACUGGACCUUAAACACACAUGGCCUUGUCCUCCACCACAGGGACAGCCCAUGUUCACGUGUUUGACGCCUCAGUGCUGCCCCCUCAUGGUGCUGCCCCUAAAGUGCCAGCUUCAAACAGCCUAAACCCUCGUCCUGUUGAGAGGGAGCGUCCUGGGACAGAGACCUGUCCCACAGUGGACACGCUGCUUCUGUUUCUUUAGUUUUGAGGAAUGUUUGUGAAAGUAACUGGGCCAAAGCAGAGACGAUGCUUUGUGUCGGUUCUGUCCAGACACUUUGAGGUGGAAAACGUCUUUAAAUAUGUAAAACGUCAGUGGUCGUCUUUUACCUGCAUGUGUUUCAGUCUGUUGCUAUGUUGAAAGGCCAACCUUUUACAGACCAACUUUUAGUUUUUAUCAUUCCAAAAAAUGCACUGUGUGACCCGUCUGACCCGUGAUCAGCUGUGACCUGCUCCAAAGUCACUGUGUCUAUAAAGUCAUAGCUUUGUAUAAAUAUAUGUAUAUAAUCUACUAUAUAUAUGAGUGACUAUUAGCAAAAGCACAGACUGGUCCAAGUAUUCAGACUAACCCUGGCCUCUCCUUUACAUCAACAAACGCCAAACGCCGUCAGAGCCUCGACUUUCUGCGUUCACAACAACAUAGCAACGACUGUUCUGCCAUUAUGUGUUUGUCCAACAGCAGUAUUGUUUUGUUUGUUUACACAUUUGCUCACAGAAAACGAUGAACGCAUUACAGCGAUGAGUCAGUGAUUCUUUUCUAUUGAUUUUGUUGGUUUAUAAAACGAGAGAAGCUUUGUUAUUGGUGAGAAUCAAGACAAGUGUUUUAUGAGAAAGAUGCUAAAGUACAAAUGUUUGUGUGCGUCACAUUUCAGAGUUGUGUCACAUUCUGCUCCUGCUGUGUCAGAGCGAGGCCUCACCACACACGACUGAAGUGUUAUGGUUUUAUAAUGAUCACAUGAUCCAUCACAUCAUGGCCGUUAAAAUGUGACUGGCCCCUCAGCGGGAGCAGAAUGUCCACACCAUAGACUGUUUAUGUAAGUGGACAGAGCUAACCUGCUGUUCGUCGUGUUCCAGACAGGACAUUUUGGUCUUAAAUGUUCGUAUUAACCCUCUACAUGAUCCUGGGGUUUUUAUUUCACUAUUGUGUCUGUAAAUCAAGAUAUGAACAUUAAUAACAGACAAAUCAGGUCCUUCUUUCCCCGAGGUCGCUCCUGUUAGCGUUAGCAACAGGUUUGAUUGACAGCGUUGGUCUCUGUUAAACCAGCGCUGCAGGGGUCAAGGGUCAGGGGUCAGGGAUAAUUCGGCUCCAAAUUCACCGCCGUAACUGCCAACCUGGAUGAGCUUCAUUCAGAGUUUCCUUCGCUGUGGUCGCUCAGUCCACUUUUACACAGUCUAUGGUUCACACACGCACACACACCCCCGCACACACACACACACACACACACACCCCCACACACACACACACACACACACACACAGCCUUUUACCACAUGUUGUAUUGUGUCACUUUAAAAUCAUGUGUCUUAUUUUGUGUAACAGCUCAGUACAGGCUUUACUGAUUUAAACACACAAUCUGUUUGAUGCAUUAAUGAACCGGCCCACAGACGGCCCACAGACGGCCCACAGACGGCCCACAGACGGCCCACAGACGGCCCACAGACGGCCCACAGACGGCCCACAGACGGCCCACAGACGGCCCACAGACGGCCCACAGACGGCCCACAGACGGCCCACAGACGGCCCAGGAGAGCUCCAUAUACUUGAAUGAAUACAUGUGUCAGUGAAUGCCUGAAUGUGUGAAGGUUUUAUUGGGUUCAAUUGUAAUAAA
This is a messenger RNA of Periophthalmus magnuspinnatus, 7399 nucleotides long. RefSeq names its product intersectin 1 (SH3 domain protein) (gene itsn1). The coding region runs from base 207 to 3935 and encodes 1242 amino acids. NCBI's taxonomy places the organism in Eukaryota, Metazoa, Chordata, Actinopteri, Gobiiformes, Gobiidae. Gene Ontology annotation, molecular function: guanyl-nucleotide exchange factor activity; protein binding; calcium ion binding. The record is from RefSeq and is a predicted model, not a curated record. Gene Ontology annotation, biological process: clathrin-dependent synaptic vesicle endocytosis; endosomal transport; positive regulation of Rho protein signal transduction. The transcript has 31 exons. Gene Ontology annotation, cellular component: clathrin-coated pit; presynaptic membrane; intracellular vesicle.